AUGACACCGCUCAAGCACUUUCUGGCCGCGCUAGGUUUGCCAGCCUCGGCGUUUUCGAAGGGCAACAUACCAACUCUUCCUCCACGUAGUGCCGAGGUGUUCGACCAGCAACGUAAGAUCGUGGUCACUUCUGCGAUGAUGCGAGAGUCGGCAGAGCGUCAUCGAUCCGGCAAGCAUCGAGAGUUCCUUCGAGGAGAGCUCAUAGAGACCGUCUUGACCGCGAUCACUGCAAAGUCAUCCGAGCGCGGUAACGCAGCCCAACACAGCGCCUCCUUCACUCCUCUCGAGCUUCUCACGGCUUACAAAUGCAAUUUGAUCGCCGACGAGCCGCACAUCAACUUCAACUACUUUGGGUUCUGGCAGAUGCUGUGGGACGUCUAUGUCGACAUAUUCCUUGCCCUCGCCGAGACUCAUUCGAAGUACAGAUUCCAGGUGCAGCCAAACAAAGGUCUGUCGCCACACAAGCUGGUGUACGACAUCUUGCUCGAUGCAGGCAAAAGCGUCUCGCAGUCAAAGCCGCUCGCAGGAACACCCAUCUCCACAGUCGCUGCAGUUCUCGACUGCGUCAUCAAGACCCAAGGUAACGAUUUCUCGACAGAAGCCUUCUCCGAAUCCAGCGGCCGCAUCCCGAAGAGCAAGAGACCCGAGUUCCGGACCUUCAAGCCGGGACAGGAUGUGGACAUCUUUACGACCCUUCUUGCUCAGGAUCCUGCAUCGAAGAUGUAUCUUUCGGGUGCUCAUCGCACGGUCUACGAUCCGAACGGGUCGCAUGAGCGACAUGCCCAGAUCAUGGAGACCUGCAAGCCAUGCCUGACGGCUGUACGCGAUGCUUCAAAGGAGGAUUCGAAGGUGACAGUGGGGCAAGUGCUGAACCAGGAAGGAUCUCGCUGGAGAUUUCGUGAUCUGCAGCAAGAUAGUGUUGUGCUUAGGACCGUGCAGCAUGUCUGGGAUGAUUGA
Molecule: messenger RNA, 957 nt
Organism: Fulvia fulva
Lineage: Eukaryota; Fungi; Ascomycota; Dothideomycetes; Mycosphaerellales; Mycosphaerellaceae
Exons: 1
Coding region: 1-957 (318 amino acids)
Source: RefSeq, a predicted model, not a curated record